CCUCGCCACUGUCCUUGCCUACGUAUAAAAGCCCUCAACCCUGCCCUCCUCAGCUUCAUCAUUCCAUUCUCCAACUCGCUCUUCACUUCCCACCCCUCCCCUGCCUCUCUCACUCUCUCCCACACCACACCCAAGAAAGCACAUCCACCAUGUUCGGAUUCGAAAGCCACCACGAUGAGGUCUACAACGAGACAUCCAACAAGUCCUCCUGGUCCCACGAACUCAUUGCAGGCGCCGCUGCCUUCGAAGCCAUGAAGUCUGUUGAAAAUGGCUCGACCGACAAGCACCAGUUGACCAAGGAGGCCUUUGCUGCCAUUGCCGGCGCUGAAGCCGACAGGCUGAUUGAGACCAAGGGCCUUGACUAUAUGGACAAAGAGAAAGCCAAGCGACAAGCCCGGGCGAACGCCGAGCGCAUCUACGACGAGAAGUACGCUUAGUCGACCAGGCAGCAACAGCGGCGGCGAUAGCAGUAGCAGUAGCUAUCAAAAUCAAUAUCGCCUCUGUCAUGGACAAUCCACCUGCGAUAUACUUGUAAAUAAAAAAAAAA
Gamsiella multidivaricata is the source of this 547-nucleotide messenger RNA. RefSeq lists its product as uncharacterized. The coding region runs from base 150 to 437 and encodes 95 amino acids. NCBI's taxonomy places the organism in Eukaryota, Fungi, Mortierellomycota, Mortierellomycetes, Mortierellales, Mortierellaceae. The transcript has a single exon. The record is from RefSeq and is a predicted model, not a curated record.